CUGUGUUUUAACGUGUAAGAGUGUUAAAAAAAAAAUAAAAAAAAAAAUAAAAAAAAUAAAAAUAAAAAUAAAAAAACUCCAACAUCACGUCGAAGCGGCGCAGGAUGAAUAGCGGAGAUGGAGCGAUGGAUGGAAGUCCCGAUGGAUGAAGACCAGCGACGAUCAUCGUUAGGCCGUAUCGAUUACCGUGCAAUGACGGCCCAACAAACCGGUGAGGUUCCUUCCGUGUACGAUCUGCCGGCCCAUGUUCAACCAGGAUCGCGCGGCUACGUGAGUCAGCAAGGGCAGUUAACACCGAGGCCAGUGCAGCUAGGACCAUCGCCAUCGCAACCAGCGCCAUCGCAGUCAGCACCAUUGCCAUCCGUACAAAAUGGCCAGAUGGGUCAACAACCUCUGGAUAACGCCGUCCUGCACCAAACCUUGCACUUGCUGCAACAGCAAUUGCAGGAACAGCAACAGUUAAUUUCGCAAAUGUUGCAACAGCAGCAAUUCGCGCCGCAAGCCCAGCAACAACCCGCACAGCAGUACCAGCCCGCCGUCCCUAGUAACCCAGAACUUAUACUCGAUGCUUUGGCCAAUAGCAUUGCAGAGUUCCGGUAUGAAGCUGAAUCUGGUGUAACGUUCGAAGCUUGGUUCACACGCUACGAGGACCUGUUUGCCACAAACGCUUCGCGGCUAGGCGAUGAGGCUAAGGUAAGGCUUUUAGUGCGUAAGUUGGGAACACCAGAACACGCCCGUUAUAUAAGCUAUAUUUUACCCCGCUCACCACGUGAUUUAUCGUUUGAGGAAACCGUCGAUAAGCUGACAGCGCUUUUUGGGUGUAGAGAAUCUCUCCUUAGUAAGCGCUACAGAUGCCUCCAGAUUUGUAAAAAGCGCACGGAAGAUUUGAUCGCGUUCUCCUGUCGGGUAAACCGAGCAUGCGUCGAGUUCCAGUUUGCGAGCAUGAACGAAGAGACCUUCAAGUGCCUAAUGCUGGUGUGUGGGCUCAAAGAUGAGGCUGACAAUGACCUGCGAACUAGACUCCUUGCGCGCAUAGAGGAGCGGAACGACGUUACGCUUGAACAAUUAUCCGCAGAGUGUCAGCGUAUUACAAGUGUGAAAGGAGACAGCGCUAUGAUUGCCGGAGAGACGAGUGAACGUGUUUUCGCAGUACACAGCGGAGAGAAGAGAUCGCACGAGAAAGCAGCGCAGCAAACUAAUUACAAGCGGUUCACGCCGUACCGUACCAAACGACCAUUCCGUGCAAACGAUGCUGUGUGUUCAUCAACAAGCAAGCCAGCGAAGCCCUGUUGGUUGUGUGGUGACAUGCAGUGGGUGCGUGAGUGCACUUACCGUUCGCACAAGUGUCUCGACUGUGGGAGAUAUGGUCAUCGUGAGGGGCACUGCAACACAGCGAGCAGGAAGAAGCGGUUCAAUGUUCGGCAACGGAAUAUCAACACUCGUGUAGUAACGGUCAACGUCCGAAGCAUACGAGAGCGCCGCAGAUUCGUGUCCAUCGCUCUCAACGGAACAGCUGUUCGAUUGCAGCUAGACACAGCUUCGGAAUCAGUGUCAUCGACCGCCGUACGUGGAGAAAAAUUGGCAGCCCGCCGUUAACACCGUCAUCCGUCACAGCUAAAACUGCAUCGGCAGCUACACUAGUAUUGGAUGGUGAAUUCAGCUGUGCUGUUAGUGUUGGUAGCCAGACGAGGCAGGCGACACUCAGCGUAUGCGGAGCAGCAAACCUACUACUACUGGGAGCCGAUUUGAUUGAUGUUUUCUCCCUCUGGUCGGUGCCGAUGGAUGCGUUCUGCAAUCACGUUGCAGUAGCAGGACAGCAAUCGUUCCAGCAGCUAUUUUCCAAGGUGUUUACGGGAACAGGACUCUGUACAAAGGCGAGUAUAAAAUUUACCUUGCGAGAUAAUGUUCGUCCUGUUUUUAGACCUAGCCGCCCAGUAGCUUACGCGAUGGAGGAAACCGUGAGUCGUGAGCUCGACCGUCUUGAGGAGUUGAAUGUCAUCACUCCUGUAACUACUGCAGAAUGGGCCGCUCCAGUGGUCGUCGUGCGCAAAACCAACGGACUUGUUCGUAUUUGCGGCGAUUAUUCGACGGGACUUAAUGCUGCGUUAUUCCCCCACGACUACUCGUUACCUGUACCAGAGGACAUUUUUGCAAGGCUGGCAAAUUGCAAGAUACGCAUCGAGGGCUCUAUACGUACAACCGACUUCCACCUGGCAUUAAGAUAGCUCCUACAGCCUUUCAG
Molecule: messenger RNA, 2242 nt
Organism: Anopheles merus
Lineage: Eukaryota; Metazoa; Arthropoda; Insecta; Diptera; Culicidae
Exons: 2
Coding region: 118-1596 (492 amino acids)
Source: RefSeq, a predicted model, not a curated record